AUGGCACCACGGAAAAACGCGAAGAAAGCCGAGGCGGUCGACGAGCCGGCCGGCUCUGGUUCUCAAAAAAGUACAAAACUUCUACCCGCUGAAUUUGUUGACAAGCCUCGAGGGGUUAGAUUACCGAGGUUAGCUAAAAGUAGAAUGCCGGAAUCGUUAGCGGAAUCACCUCUGGAGUCAAAAAGUGCUGCAAGCAAGGCGAGGCGAGCAAGGAAGGCUCUAGCAAAUAAAAAUGAAACUACUGAGAAAGAGCCUGCCGAGCCCGAGUCAAGGAAGGCCCCGGCAAAAAAAAAUCAGACUACUGAGGAAGAGCCUGCCGAGCCCGAGGCAAGGAAGGGCCCUGCAAAAAAAAAUCAAACUACUGAGAAAGAGCCUGCCGAGCCCGAGGCAAGGAAGGGCCCUGCAAAAAAAAAUCAAACUACUGAGAAAGAGCCUGCCAAGCCCGAGUCAAGGAAGGCCCUGGCAAAAAAAAAUCAGACUACUGAGGAAGAGCCUGCCAAGCCCGAGGCAAGGAAGGGCCCUGCAAAAAAAAAUCAAACUACUGAGGAAGAGCCUGCCGAGCCCGAGGCAAGGAAGGUGACAACGGCAGAACGAGUAGCUUCACCUGAGAAGACUAAGGCAUUGAAAGAUACGACACCAUCACCUAAGAGAACAAGGACAGCUAUUAGGAAGCGAAAGGGUAAAGUUGCCAAGGUUACUGUGAAAGUCAUGAUUACUGAAACUACUUCCGAUAUCAAAGUCUCAAAUGAUAAUGAAAAAGGUAUAAUAUUACUACUGUUUUUAUUUAUGGUAUUAAGCCAUAUAUCUUUAGAAUAA
Molecule: messenger RNA, 816 nt
Organism: Orussus abietinus
Lineage: Eukaryota; Metazoa; Arthropoda; Insecta; Hymenoptera; Orussidae
Product: ribosome-binding protein 1-like
Exons: 1
Coding region: 1-816 (271 amino acids)
Source: RefSeq, a predicted model, not a curated record